CACCUUAUGGACCCUGACUCUCAUGGCAACAUUACAAUCAGAUAUAAUUUCUACAGUAGAAUUUAAUCAUUCUGGAGAAUUACUAGCAACCGGAGAUAAAGGUGGUAGAGUCGUCAUCUUUCAACAGGAGCAGGAGAACAAAAUCCAGUCUCAUAGCAGAGGAGAAUAUAAUGUUUACAGCACCUUUCAGAGCCAUGAACCAGAGUUUGACUACUUGAAAAGUUUAGAAAUAGAAGAAAAGAUCAACAAAAUUAGGUGGUUACCCCAGAAAAAUGCUGCUCAGUUUUUAUUGUCUACCAAUGAUAAAACAAUAAAAUUAUGGAAAAUCAGUGAAAGGGACAAAAGACCAGAAGGGUAUAACUUGAAAGAGGAAGAUGGAAGGUAUAGAGAUCCUACUACAGUCACUACACUACGUGUGCCGGUCUUUAGGCCCAUGGAUCUAAUGGUUGAGGCCAGUCCACGACGAAUAUUUGCCAAUGCUCAUACAUAUCACAUCAACUCAAUUUCUAUUAAUAGUGAUUAUGAAACGUAUUUAUCUGCAGAUGAUUUGCGGAUUAAUCUUUGGCACCUGGAAAUUACAGACAGGAGUUUUAAUAUUGUGGAUAUCAAGCCUGCCAAUAUGGAGGAGCUGACAGAGGUGAUUACAGCAGCAGAAUUCCAUCCAAACAGUUGUAACACAUUUGUAUACAGCAGCAGUAAAGGAACUAUUCGGUUAUGUGACAUGAGGGCAUCCGCCCUCUGUGAUAGGCAUUCUAAACUGUUUGAAGAACCUGAAGAUCCGAGUAACAGGUCCUUUUUUUCUGAAAUCAUCUCUUCAAUUUCUGACGUAAAAUUCAGCCAUAGUGGUCGAUAUAUGAUGACUAGAGACUAUUUGUCAGUCAAAAUUUGGGACUUAAAUAUGGAAAACAGGCCUGUGGAAACAUACCAGGUGCAUGAAUACCUCAGAAGUAAACUUUGUUCACUAUAUGAAAAUGACUGCAUAUUUGACAAAUUUGAAUGUUGUUGGAAUGGAUCUGACAGUGUUGUCAUGACUGGAUCUUACAAUAAUUUCUUCAGAAUGUUUGACCGGAACACAAAGCGAGACAUAACCCUAGAAGCAUCACGGGAAAACAAUAAACCUCGCACAGUUCUGAAGCCACGUAAAGUGUGUGCAAGUGGCAAGCGAAAGAAAGAUGAAAUAAGCGUUGACAGCCUAGACUUCAACAAGAAAAUACUUCAUACAGCCUGGCACCCCAAGGAAAAUAUCAUUGCUGUAGCUACUACAAACAAUCUGUAUAUAUUUCAAGACAAAGUGAAUUAGGGUUGGCAUUCCUAGCAGAAGAGCCCACUUCCUGCUUAGUUGAGAUAGUUGAAUCUAGCAUUCAUACUUAAAAAAGAGAGAGGUCCAUUGUGGCGCCCCUUUUCCAGUGUUUGACAAUGUGCCAUUCGACAACACAUUUUUAAUAGCUACAUGGAGAAAGCUCUGUGGAUUCCUCACUGUGGUGUUCUCCAUGUCUGCUAGCCAUUUAGGUAAGGGUAGGGCACUUUUAAUUUAAAUGACUUCUUGCACCAUCUUGCCUAAUGGACUAGAUUGGACUGUAUCAACAUUGAUUUACUCCACUUUUUAUGCCUUCCAUUGUGAUGACGUCAAACACAGUGAAAGCCUUCAGUCAUGCUUAUGGGAUUUAAUUGUGUAUCCUCAUUACUGUAUCAUUUGUGGGGUACACCCCUCCCCCCUUUUUUAAAUUAAA
Messenger RNA from Eubalaena glacialis (North Atlantic right whale), 1730 nucleotides. Its product is annotated as serine/threonine-protein phosphatase 2A 55 kDa regulatory subunit B alpha isoform-like. The record is from RefSeq and is a predicted model, not a curated record. Gene Ontology annotation, cellular component: cytosol; protein phosphatase type 2A complex. The coding region runs from base 23 to 1300 and encodes 425 amino acids. Gene Ontology annotation, biological process: peptidyl-serine dephosphorylation. Gene Ontology annotation, molecular function: protein binding; protein phosphatase regulator activity. The transcript has a single exon. Lineage: Eukaryota; Metazoa; Chordata; Mammalia; Artiodactyla; Balaenidae.